CUGAGAAGGGAUGCUGCAAAACCCACCUUACUAAAGGUUUCAUUUGAAACUGUAUUUUCACAUAUUUCUACAUGCCUCAUCUAGGAUUAUAUAUGCCAACCCAACAGAAGAAAGUUGUUUUCUGCAUAGCUGGUGUGUUCAGUUUUGCUUGUGCUCUGGCCAUUGCAGCAGCUAUAGGAACUCAGCUAUGGAUCCAAGGAAAAAUUCUUUGCAAAACUGGAGCAUUGCUUGUUAAUGCUACUGGCCAGGAAUUAGAUAAGUUUAUUGGUGAAAUUCAGUAUGGACUAUUCUAUGGGGAGAGGGUUAGACAAUGUGGCCUUGGAGGGAGACCUUUUCAGUUUUCAUUUUUUCCAGAUUUAUUCAAAAUUAUGCCUGCAAGUAUCCAUGUAAGUGUCAUCCUCUUUUGCUUGGCAUUAUUCGUUUUUGCACUGAUUGCAACCGGCUUCUUCAUGUACAAUGCAUUUGGCAAUCCUUAUGAAACUUUACAUGGUCCAUUAGGACUCUACCUGUGGAGUUUCAUUUCAGUUUCUUGUGGCUUUCUUAUUUUGAUACUGUUUUCUUCAGAAGUCAAAAUCCACCAUCUCUCUGAAAAAAUAGCUAAUUAUAAAGAAGGAAGUUUUAUUUUUAAAACUCACAGUGAGCAGUUUGCAAAAUCCUUCUGGAUCAUCCUGGUGUGUUCAUUAGUACACUUUAUGAACAUUCUGCUUAUACGCUUGACUGGAUUUGAGUUUCCUUUUUCGAAAUCAAAAAAUUCUGAGGCACCAAAUGGAGCAAUGGAUCUAAUGUACUAAACACCUUAAAUCUUGAUUUAUGCAAAUAAUUCACCUUGGCUUUCUUUUUUCAAAAGAUGCAAAGCUUACACAUAUUUAAAAGAUUGGUUUUUACAAGUGUAUUUUGAGGCAAAAACAUACACAAGGUACAAGCAAACAGGGCUUUAAUCAGUAAUAUUAUUUUCAUUAGAUUAUCACUUUUCAUCAUAGCAAUACAAAAAGAAUGUGAAACAGAAUACUUGCAGCAAUCUAUAACAGAACCUACUUAUUUCCUAUUUGCAAAUUAUGUUCAAUAGUGUUUGUUUAGAGGUAUUGUCAAUACUUCAAAGUAUUGUACAUACUUUGAAAUAUAUUUGAAGUAUGUGCAACCAUCUCAGCUUUUAUUUCAAAGAACUAACGGUUCAAGAAUUAAAAUGGAACACAUCUAGCCAUAAACCAAUAUUUUAGCAGCAAGUCACAGAGAUUUUCAAAACUGAGCUGCUGAAAUUUUUAAAGAUGAAAAAUUGUGUGCAAAAUCAAGAAUAAAUCAACAUUUCCAAUAAAAAUGAAAAGUGCCAAUUUGAAAUCAGAUAUUAUAAUUGGCAUCCAGUAUUUUCAACUCACCUUAAAGAAAUUUCUUUUCACAAAGGGAGAAUUAACCAUAAAUGGAUCCCUUCUGUAGUUCUCAAGCAGCUUGUGUUCAUUGACAACAUCUAUAGUGUGCCAUGCUGUGUUAUUUCUAUUCUAUAGGAAAGCAUUUCUGUUAGAAAUUAAUGUUCUAUAAUUAAUUUUUAACUGAAAUACUUUUUUAUGAACUACCAAAGAUAUUUGUACCUUCUGUUUAAUGUCAUAUUUGAGAGCGCUGGCCCCAUAUGUACUAACUAUGCAUACAGUAAAGUUGUGAUAUCUUUCUUUUCUUAUUAAAAUGUUUAUUUUAAUUUUCAGAUCUGAUCUUUCUCAUAUGGAAUUUUAUGCUUCAUAAAUAAAUACUAUCUGUUAUGCCCUAUAACUUCAAAUAAUUGUCAGUAGAAAAAAUGCUCAAAACAGAAGAAAAUAAAAUAUCUGUGCUCGAACUUAUUCUAAUUCAUCUUAUAUGUUAGUAUUAUGUGUUACAAGAAAUUUUGGUCAGUAUAUCUCUGUAAUUUUUAUCUUAUUUUUCUUUUGUCCUGUUAUUCUGUUAUUCCACAUUUAUUCUCAUGUUUACGAUUUUAGUUCCAAUAGCUGGUGCUAUUUCCAAAAUGCAUACAUGGACAUCUUCAUAUAUUUUUGUGUAUCAAUUUAUUUCUUU
This is a messenger RNA of Crotalus tigris (Tiger rattlesnake), 2037 nucleotides long. It is a transcript of the gene CLRN1, whose product is annotated as clarin 1. The record is from RefSeq and is a predicted model, not a curated record. Gene Ontology annotation, biological process: sensory perception of sound; equilibrioception. The coding region runs from base 72 to 791 and encodes 239 amino acids. NCBI's taxonomy places the organism in Eukaryota, Metazoa, Chordata, Lepidosauria, Squamata, Viperidae. The transcript has 3 exons.